This is a messenger RNA of Rhagoletis zephyria (snowberry fruit fly), 5812 nucleotides long. RefSeq names its product closca (gene clos). Lineage: Eukaryota; Metazoa; Arthropoda; Insecta; Diptera; Tephritidae. Gene Ontology annotation, biological process: signal transduction. The record is from RefSeq and is a predicted model, not a curated record.
UUAAUAAAACUAGUUAAUUCUUGUUCAAUUAAUCUUGUGAAAAUGUUCUUUCAUCUAUUUAUAUUGGUUUUUAUGAAUUGUGUUAAUAAUUGCUUGUUUUUUCAUGUGAAUUUUCAAUAUUUUUAUGGCGCACAACUCGAACCGUUUAAUACGCAAUUACAAAAACGUGAAAUGGCACAAUUUUUCGAUAAAGCCGCCUAUUCCUUUAAUGGUCUCGAGAAAAUCGAGUCAGUGCCUGUGUCGUUUCCAAUCGAUAUCUGCGUGCUCCCAUUGGAGGGUGUUAAAUAUGCAGCGGCGUUACAUAGAAAUAAAAAUGGCGUGCGACAUUUUACAAUAUAUAAAAAUGUGAACCACAACUACCGCGAAAUGCACACCAUUGCCACGCCCAAUGCCACCGCGAUGGAUUGCAAAUCUCUCGGCCCCAAGGGAUACAUCGCUUUGGCAUUCAAUCUCACACAACCCAUUGAGAAUGCACGCGAUGGAUCGCCGAUCUACGAACUCACUGCUGAUGAUCGCCUACGCGCUGUACAAUAUUUUGCUGCUACACAUUUAUAUUCCAUUUAUUUACGCACCACCGGUAACGACCUGUUUAUGCUGCAAACAUUCCGCAGCAGCGGCAAAACAUCUCAACCGCGUUGCCCCUACUACAAGUGGUCGGGUACAUCGUUUACCUUACUCGCGCGUAUUCCAUGCAGCAAUGCGCGCCAUGUCGAACCGUUUGCCAUCAACUAUGAGAGCUAUGUGGCUUUGGCGAAUUAUGCCGAUCAAACGGGACGCACGACAACGUAUUCGGAAAUUUAUAAAUUUGUACAUGAAAAGAAGCAAUUUCAGCUUGUGCAGAAGAUACGCACCUAUGGAGCGGUGGAUGUGCGCUACUUCAGUGUGCCACUGGACGAGGUUAGAAGGCGGUAUUUUCUUGUGUUUGGAAAUUCGGUAAGCAGGAGGCGUGGUAGUGAUGGAGAUGCCAAUGAAGUGGAUUCAGUAUUUUACCUUUUUGAUAAAGGACAAUUUGUACCUUAUCAGAGUUUACCGUUAUAUGCGGUGGAGCAAUUCUUGCCAGUGCAGAAUAUGGAAGCUGAGAAGUUUUUGCUGCUUAUUGCUAGUAAGGAUCAAGAUGCUAAAAUUUAUAACUUGAAUGAUUGGAAAUUCGAGCCGUCCGGUGUUCAGUUCACCGAAGGUGCCUUGAGUCAGGGUGUGUCGAAAAUGCGAAUUUAUCAAGAGAACGAAAAAAGCUACUUAGUGAUUGCGAAUGAAAAGAUGAACGAAAAUGAUACCAAUAUAUUUUUACCGAUCUUUAAGCAAGAUGAACAUGCGAAUGCUUUACGACAACAGAUCAUCGAUUGGACUAAAAUGCAAAUAGGGCGUUUGUCGCAAAUCAAUGUAAAUAAAUUGAAAAAUGAUGUAGAGCAAAAACUCGCACAAAACGAAAUCCAAAAACAAAGCAAACAUUUUAAUGUUCAAUUACGAGAUAUUCUACAAUCAGACAUACAAACAGUGACAACUAAUUCGUUCGUUUAUCCGAAACAUCAUUUUACCAGCCACUACUGGCAGGCAUUGAAUUUCGCCACCCAAGCUGUGAUUGGCUUAGAAGCUGAACUCAGCUCACCUACUGCAAAGCGUCUCAAACGCUCCACUAACGUCACUAGCGACCCAAUCAUGGAAUUCGCCAACAUCAAAGUCGACACUCUUGUUAUUAAGGAACACCUGCAAGCAAAGCAAGUGAAUCGUGUCGAAUCCGCACGGCCCACUCUUGAGCACAUUAAGGCAAAGAAGGUACGUGUUACGGGCAAGUAUGAAGUGCCUGAACGGUCGCCAGCGGCUGAUGGACCAACGAUGGUACCGACAACGUCCUCGCUGGCAGUGAAGCAUCUACGAAUCAAUGGAAAUUUGAAUGAGUACAAGUGGCAUGAUUUGCUCAACCAUACACUGAAGCGUGAAGGUAUGCAAUUUGUAAAACAGCCGACCCAUAUGGCUAGCCUAGUGGCAGAAUCUGUACGGGUGUUAAGCGAUGAAAUUGACGGCAAUAAUUUGCUUAAGCUCAUACCAAUUGAUGGUGGCGAUAGCGCUGCUGAUGCCAGUACUUAUGUGGUCAGGCAGUCAGUACGCUUUGAAGGACCUGUAAAAGCUAAAGAGCUAUUAAUACAUGAGCGUUUAAAUCAAAUACAAGUGCGACAGAAUAAAUUAGAUGUGCUGCUUAAGAACGCGAAUGAGACGCAGGUGGUGGACGGUGCAAAGAGAUUCGAGCAUGUGCGCAUUUUGCAACCGAUCGCAAUGGCGGUAAGUCAAGGGGGCCAAACGCUCGGUUCGCGCUUACAAUCAUUGUCUCCGCAACAAAUCAUACAUAACGAGCUCAUCCUCAAUGGUGACUUUAUAAUCAAAGGGGAUGCGAUCGUUUCCGAUUUUUUAAGUGUCGGCGAUUUAAUAGAUCGUAACUCUCAAAUGAGUACCAAGCAAACACUACUGAAUGGACUCGAUAUUACGCAGCCACUUGAGGACGUCAACAUUAAUUUCGAGGAGACACUGGAAGCGAAUAACACGAUAUUAACAUUUAUCAAUGCAGUUGACAUGCAGCAGCUCAUUAAAACGAAUUUCAAGCACUUGCAAGUACUCGAAGGUGAGAAGCAUUUCAAAAAGGCGCUCGAAAUACGUAGAGGUUUCAGUGAAGUGAAAUAUUUAAAUGGCAUAGAUAUAGAAAGUUUGACUGAACGUUUAUUGUUUAAGAUCGCGAAUCAAAGCGUGCAAGCGCCAAUGCAUUUUGGUAAAUUACUAACUUAUAGCAUUACAGCAAACCAUAUAAAGAUGAAGGAUAAGCCACUAGACUCGUUUCUCACCCGUACUGGAAAUCAACAUAUGCCUAUCACACUAUCUGUUACAGAGUUGAGUACGCAGACAUUGAAUAUUGAGAAACUACAAACUAAUGGACGUAUUUUUGGGAAGGCAAAGACCUCUGACGAUGAACAAUCCCUAAUAGGACAAUUAUUGUCCAAUCAGUCUAGACACAUGGAUUUAUUGCCACCAAAUCGAAAGUUUCCGAAUACAAUAUUCGUUGAUAAUUUACGCUUGAAAGAUGGCAGUGUCAAUGGACUUAACGUGCAUGACAUAGAAAAGAAGCUGAAGCAUCUUAAUGCUGAUAUAAAAUUUGAAGGGAAUUAUAAAUUUAACUAUGAUAUGAAUAUAAGCCAGCUAACGUUUCAAGGAAAAUUCAAUGAUAUAGCGGCGGAGUUAUUUGGUCGCUGCUGGUUGCAGAAAAGCGGCAUGCAAGUGUUCACCGUGCCGCAAAGUUUUUCAGAGGUGCAUUGUUCAAAGGGUGUGACACUCGAUGGCUCACUUAAUGGACGUGCAUUAGAGGAUUUCUAUACGAAAGCCUAUUGGACAAAUCGAAAUGAGUAUAUUGAUGCAAUGAAGUUCCAAAAUCCCAUACAAAUACAAGCGCCACUUAGAACAACUACGUUAAACAGCAUGCAUGUACCCCUAGAUAUAAUCCAUUUUAACUCCUCUGUACCGCAAAUUCUGUACGCAAGUGCUUCAGUUCAUCGCGAUCUUAAUUUAUUGGAUACUGGCGGCAUUUACAAUGUUUCCACUUUAAAUGGUGUCCACCGGUUAGCAUUCCAACAAUUUCUCAAAGCUGGCAGUGGCGAUACUUUGCAUGUGGAGCAUGCAAAUUUUGCGCAAACGCCACUCUACCGUACUUUGAACCACUACGAAUUACCGACAUUGCUGGACAAAGUUUGGCUUGCCAAUGAAAAUGUGCGUCUGACUCAACAUGUCGAGCUGGCUAAUGCGACUUUUGAGGGUCUUUUAGAAUUUGAGGGCUUGGUAAACAAUAUAAAUUUGCAUUACCUGAAAGAUAACUACUUCAGCCUAACACGUCCCCAAGAAAUUGGUACAGAAAUGAUGAUGACAAGUGAAGCAAAGUUCGAAGGUGAUUUGACUGCUAACAACGUACAGCUAGCUGGUUUCCUAGUCGAUAGUAGCAGCGAUUUGGCUAUGAACUUUGAUGAAUUCUUUGUAAAUACUUUGAAAACAGAUGGUCCUCAUGAAGUGUGUGCUAGCUGGAGCUUGUUGACUGCGCUUAUACAGGGUGAUGUUGAAAAUGUGCAAAUUAACAAUUUGAAUUUGGCUCAAGAUGUUGUGCGCUUGAAUAUGCCGCAUGCGUCUUUGACUGCGCCAAAGACCGUUAAGGUAUCAAGUAUUGAAAAACUGUGUCCUACAAGAAGCAGUACCAUAAAUCGUGUACCAGUCGCUGAUUGGCUACAACAGGCGGUGUAUGUGCACGGCAAUCAUACCAUAAACGGUAUAACCACUCUUGAUACCGUUAACAUGUACAACGAUUUAAGCGUAUUCGGCAUAGUUAAUAAUAUUUCGAAUUUUGGUGAACAAACUUUAGUACUGCGCAAUUUGCACCAAACGUUGCAUGGCGAUGUACACAUCAAUAAUUUGUUUCCCAAAGAACGUCGCAUACUAGUGAAUAAUUUUGAAAACCUACGCGCCAAAAGCGUUAACGGGCAAACAGUUGAUGCAUUCUAUAAGGAUCAGGCAAAAUUAUCUAGUGUAGUUGCGGUUGAGGGAAAUUUGGCAUUUAUGCAACCUUUAGUGGUGCAGGACUACCACAAUCGAGGGGCUCGGGAAGCGAUGUGGAAGCGAACGUCUUCAACAAUUGAUGAAGUCAUGCGAACAAGCAAUGAACUCACGCAGAUGCCUAGUUGGAAAACAACGCUUACAAUGGACCGGAAAUUGAGACGAUCCCUUAAAGCGACCUUUUAUGCCCUUAAUAAAUUUAAUAUUCGUCAAAAACUGAAAACAAAUGGAACGAAAAUAGUAUCCUUCAAAAUAAGCGAGGAAAAUGGUCAAACGAUGGAUCUUAUAGGAGUCGUUGAUGAAACAAACAAAAUUUCGCCGGUGCAAUAUUAUCAAUGGUCAAUACAAGAAGCGCAUUUUCGCCCUAUUCAAGAAUAUACAUGGCUUCCAAAAGUAAGAGAUUUUCUAGAAUUUUUAGAAUUAUUCUCCAGCGAUGUCGAUGGGAUAGCGGUAUUGAAUAAAACAACUACAGGACAACUGAUAUCAAGUCUUCAAUCGUUUUUCGAAAGUUUGCGAGGUGAUAAAAAUAUCACAAUCAUUACUUUCUUCGCAAUAGCUGGAGAACAUUGUUUUGCAACACAUAUGGGGCCAAGAACAGAUUCAAUUAGAAUUUUUUGCGUUAAAACGGAAUUUGAGUCAGCCAUCACAAUAUACGAAAAGUUCACUUUACCCAGGAAUGAUAUUAGACAGGUGCUUCGGUUGGACGGGGAUAAAGUAGCACUGUUGCUAGCCGAUGGCAUUGAGAUAUGGCGAUCGCACCCGCAUUUCGAAUUUAUGCACCUUUUACCACUUUCGAAGGCAACUAAAGGUGUAAGCGCCAAAUUCAACAAUGUCACCUUCUUAGCAGUUCAAUUAAGAAAAGAAUCGAAAAGCCUAAGCAAUGGAGCUUUAGAGAUUUAUCGCUCCAUAAACUCGACUCACUUUGACCAUAUGCAAAGUUUGGACUGUGUGGAUCCAAUACAAUUUUCAUUCAGCAAAAUCGCACUAACAGACGACUUACUGCUGUACGUCUUGGGGCGAUCUAUUGUUGCGCCAUUGACAAUUUAUCAAUAUAAAGGUGUUUUGGGCUUUAAACGAAUCGUAGGAGCAAGCACACUCACCGUUGGGCAGGCUUACAAAAUUUUAGACUUGGAGAAUGCAACUAAGCCAAUGGUCAUGCUAAUGAACGAUGGAGAUUUAACAUUUAUAGAAAUAGCGCUGAGGAAAUUUUGAACAGUACGGCACAAACUUGAUC